UUCGCGAGAUAGGGUUUGUGGCGGAGGGUUCGAGUGAUGCAGUAUGAUCAACGAUGGAAAGCUCUUCAAAGCUCAGAUUCCUGAGAGAUCGCUGCUGGCAGCUCCAGCUGAUGGCGCCGCCGCCGCCGCUGCCGAUUCUUCCUCGCCGUCGCCGUCUGGGAGUUCCAGAAGAUCGGUGUUUAGUCAUCUAGGGCCUCCCGCGAGUGACAAGGAGCGCGCAGCUCGAGAGCGAAUCGAUGCACAGAAGUACGAUGUGGAGGCGUGGGAAAUUCUUGCGGAUGAGGCCCAGUCUAGACCGAUUGCUCACGCGACGGGAAUUUUCGAGCUACUCGUUUCUACCUUUCCAACUGCGGGGAAGUUCUGGAAGAUGUACGCGGAAGCUAUGAUCAAGGCGAGCAACGAUGAUGCGGUCCGGCAUAUCUUUAGCCGUUGUUUGCUCAGCUGCUUCCAUUUGGAGCUAUGGAAAUGCUACAUCAAGUUUAUUCGCAGAGUGAAUGAACAGAAAGGCCCUGAAUCAAAAGAGGAAACGAGGAAAGCUUUCGAGUUCACAGUCGGUCAUGUUGGAAUGGACAUAUCAGCAGGACCUUUGUGGUUCGAGUACAUCACAUUCCUGAAAACGAUGCCCAUUUCUAGUCCUCAGGAAGAGGCUCAGCGAAUGCUCCUGCUCCGCAAAGCUUAUCAGCAAGCUGUACUCUCCCCGAUCCAUCACAUUGAGCAACUGUGGAAAGAGUAUGAAAGCUUCGAGAACACCAUCAGCCGGGCACUGGCAAAAGGACUUGUGGCCGACUUCCAGCCAAAGCACUUCAAUGCUCGUGCUGUCUACAGGGAACGAAAGAAGUUCUGGGACCAAAUUGAUCAGAGUUUGCUACCAGUUCCUUUUGCCGGUUCUUUCAAAGAAGAACAACAAAAUUCUUCGUGGAAGCAACUUCUUGCGUUUGAAAAGAACAAUCCUCAGCGGUUGGAGCCUGCUCUUUUGGCUAGACGUGUGGUGUUUACUUAUGAGCAAUGCCUUAUGUAUUUUUACCAUUACCCAGAUAUUUGGUAUGAUUAUGCAAUGUGGCUCGCUCAAAAUGGAUCAAAUGACAAUGCUGCCGUAGUUUUUGGGAGAGCUCUCAUUGCCUUGCCAGAUGCAACAAUCAUCUAUUAUGCUUACGCAGAAUUUGAAGAAGCUAGAGGCUCCAUCAAGGAUGCGAAGAAGAUUUAUGAAACUCUUGUGAGUCAUGAAAAAAUAGCAAAUUCCUUGGCUCAUAUACAGCUGAUGCGCUUCGUGAGGAGAACCGAAGGCAUUGAGGCCGCUCGCAAGGUUUUUUCCGAGGCACGAAAGAGUCCUUCCUGCACAUAUCAUCUUUACGUGGCGUGUGCCGUGAUGGUUUUCUGCGUUGACAAGGACCCAAAGGUAGCGCGAGACAUAUUUGAGUUAGGAUUGAAAAAGUACAUUCAUGAGCCUAGUUACGUGACAGAGUAUGCUGACUUUCUUUGUCGUCUAAACGACGACAGAAAUGUGCGAGCACUUUUUGAGCGUGCUCUGAAUGUUCUUCCAGCAGAAGAGUCCGUAGAAGUAUGGAAUCGAUUUUUGGCGUUUGAACAAAUGUAUGGUGACAUUCCGAGCAUGCUGAAGGUGGCACAAAGAAGGAAAGAAGCUUUGACUGGAGAUGAUGGUGUCGCGGUAGCAUCCUCAGAAAGCUCGAUGCAGCAGCUAAUAUCUCGUUACCGCUUUUUGGAUCUCUGGCCUUGUUCAUCACAGGAUCUCGACCACCUCGCGCAGCAACAGAUUAUGUUGCAAAAGCUGGAAGAGAAACAGUUGGCUAUUGGUAACGUACAAGGCGCGAAGAAGUCUCAGAACUCCGUAGCGACACCUCCGAAGAACUUGAUUCGGCCAGACGUAUCGCAAAUGACUCCGUAUGAUCCCAAGCCAGCGGGAAAUGACGCCCUUGUGCUGAGUGGUCUGGGACUUCAAGGUUCUACUGCUAUGCCUGGAUUGGCCUCUCGUGCGGGUCUUGGACGAGGUCCUGCGGAUGAUUCUUCAAUGGAAGAGCUCUUGAGGCUCUUACCACCAGCAGUAAAAACGUUUCUUAGCCAGCUUCCACCUGUUGAUGGACCCAUUCCCGAUGUAGACCUGGUGAUAUCUAUUCUACUCGAGAAUGAAGUUCCCAAUCCCACGGGACCAAACGGAAGCACAAAGUCCGCAGCUGCAACAUCAGGAAGAGCUGGACGCCACGCAAAACGCAAGGACCUCGAAGCUCAAGAAGAAGACGACGCAGCGUUACAGUCCCAGGCAGCUCAAAGUGGUCCGAAGGACGUGUUCCGGAUGCGCCAGCUCCAGAGGUCGAGAGCCGUGAGCAACGCCAGCGCCAAAAGGCUACAACAGUCGUCCACUUCGAGCGGCUUAAGCGCCGAGAAGUCUGUAAGUAAUUGAAGCCAUCAUUUCCUUCUCUUUCCUAUGUACAUGGAUUCAUUAACUUCCCUGAGAGGCCAUUUUGGCUGGCA
Selaginella moellendorffii is the source of this 2487-nucleotide messenger RNA. RefSeq names its product cleavage stimulation factor subunit 77. The transcript is spliced from 24 exons. The record is from RefSeq and is a predicted model, not a curated record. Gene Ontology annotation, biological process: mRNA 3'-end processing. Gene Ontology annotation, molecular function: mRNA binding; protein binding. The coding region runs from base 44 to 2416 and encodes 790 amino acids. NCBI's taxonomy places the organism in Eukaryota, Viridiplantae, Streptophyta, Lycopodiopsida, Selaginellales, Selaginellaceae. Gene Ontology annotation, cellular component: nucleus.